Molecule: messenger RNA, 954 nt
Organism: Trichechus manatus latirostris (Florida manatee)
Lineage: Eukaryota; Metazoa; Chordata; Mammalia; Sirenia; Trichechidae
Product: olfactory receptor 8K3-like
Exons: 1
Coding region: 1-954 (317 amino acids)
Biological process (GO): sensory perception of smell; G protein-coupled receptor signaling pathway
Cellular component (GO): membrane
Molecular function (GO): odorant binding; G protein-coupled receptor activity; olfactory receptor activity
Source: RefSeq, a predicted model, not a curated record
AUGGACAAACACAACCUAACAGUGCUGAAUGAAUUCAUUCUGUUGGGAAUCACAGACUGCCCUGAACUGCAGGCUCCAUUGUUCGGACUGUUCCUCAUCAUCUACAUGAUCUCAGUGGUGAGCAACUUGGGCAUGAUCAUCCUCACCAAGAUAGACUCUAGUCUACAAACUCCUAUGUACUUUUUUCUCAGACACCUGGCUAUCACUGAUCUUGGUUAUUCAACGGCCGUGGGACCCAAAAUGUUGGUAAAUUUUGUUGUGGAUGAAAAUACAAUCUCUUAUUAUUUUUGUGCUACACAGCUAGUUUUCUUUAUUAUGUUCAUAACUAGUGAAAUUUUUAUUCUGUCAGCAAUGUCUUAUGACCGCUAUGUGGCCAUCCGUAAUCCUCUGCUCUACACUGUCAUUAUGUCACAAAGGAUGUGUUGGGUGCUGGUGGCGAUUCCCUAUGUCUACAGCACACUUAUUUCCAUUCUAGUAACCAUAAAGAUUUUUAAUUCAUCCUUCUGUGGCUACAAGGUCAUCAGGCAUUUCUACUGUGACAGUCUCCCUUUGUUAUCUUUGCUCUGCUCAAACAUACAUGAAAUCAAAUGGAUCAUUCUCAUCUUAGCAUAUUUUGAUUUGAUUUCAUCCCUCCUAAUAAUUCUUGUUUCUUACAUACUCAUAAUUGCAGCCAUUCUCAAGAUGAACUCUGUUAAGGUUAAGCACAAGGCCUUCUCCACCUGUGGAUCCCACCUGACAGUAGUGAUAGUGUUCUAUGGGACUUUAAUUUUUAUGUACUUGCAGCCCAGUUCCAGCCAUUCCUUUGACACUGAUAAAAUGGCUUCCAUAUUUUACAUCCUGGUUAUCCCCAUGUUGAAUCCCUUGAUCUAUAGUUUGAGGACUAAAGAUGUGAAAUAUGCCUUACAUAGGACUUUAGGACAAUUAUGCAAUAUAUUUUCUCAAAGUUCACUAUAA